Molecule: messenger RNA, 2603 nt
Organism: Cololabis saira (Pacific saury)
Lineage: Eukaryota; Metazoa; Chordata; Actinopteri; Beloniformes; Belonidae
Product: protocadherin alpha-3-like
Exons: 1
Coding region: 183-2603 (806 amino acids)
Biological process (GO): homophilic cell-cell adhesion
Cellular component (GO): plasma membrane
Molecular function (GO): calcium ion binding
Source: RefSeq, a predicted model, not a curated record
GUACGUCUAAAACUCCGCCCUGCAAGACAAAACAAAAGCCUUCUUUGGCCAUCCGUUUUAAAGAGGCGGCGUUUGUUCAGUAUGGAGAGGAGCAGCUGCCGUGGAUAAUGGUGUUAAUAACGGAUAUUCAAAACAUACUGGAAUAAAGAGGACAGGAGAUAUUUAUUUUUUUGCCGUUUAACAUGGGGAACGAGGAAUAUGCCUGGAUUCGUUUUGCGGUGCUGCUCUGUCUCUGGGACUGCUGUUUUUCGCAAUUAUCCUACUCCAUUUUUGAGGAGGUGAACAAAGACUAUGUGGUGGGGAAUAUCGCAAAGGAUUUGAAUUUGAAUACACGUGAGCUAGAAACCAGGGAUGUUCGUAUUGUUUCCAGUUACAGUAAGAACUAUUUUAACGUGAAUGUAAGGACUGGAAACCUCUUUGUAAACGAGAGAAUAGACAGAGAAGAGCUUUGCUCGAAAAUGGCAGAAUGCUCCCUUAGAAUACAGGCUGUUCUGAGCGAUCCAAUGACUGUACACGGCAUUGAGAUCGCUGUUUUAGACAUAAAUGACAACUCGCCAGAGUUUAUUGAACAGUCAUAUUCGUUAAACAUUUCUGAAUCUGUUUCUCCGGGAGAACGUUAUCUUCUUCCAAUAGCAGAAGAUCUAGAUGUCGGUAGCAACUCAGUAAAGAGCUACAAGCUGAGUCAAAAUGAACAUUUCUCUCUUGACGUGCAGAGUGGCGGUGAACACGGUAUGUCUGCCGAGCUAGUCCUUGACAAAGUUUUAGAUCGUGAAAAGCAGCCCGUUCUUAAUCUUGUCCUAACCGCUGUGGAUGGAGGAAAACCUCACAGAUCUGGUGCAUUGCUGAUAACAGUAAACGUGUUAGAUGCUAAUGAUAAUACACCAGCGUUUAGCAAAUCUUUGUAUAAAGUACAAAUUAGUGAAAAUACUGCACGAGGAACAAUGGUAAUGAAAUUAAAUGCAACGGAUUUAGACGAGGGCAUUAAUAGUAAGAUCAUCUACUCUUUUAUCAAACGAGGCAAUUCUGAUCCAUCAAACGUUUUUGAUCUUGAUUCGGAAACGGGGGAAAUUACUGUGAGGGGUGAUCUUGAUUAUGAAGAAACGCCUGCUUAUGAUGUAAGAGUUCAAGCAAAAGACCAAGGUAAUUCUCCGCGUAGUGCGCAUGCUAAACUGCUGAUAGAGAUUACUGAUGUGAAUGACAAUGCCCCGGAAAUAUCUGUGACGUCAUUGAUGACACCUGUACGAGAGGACGCAGAACUGGGGACAAUCGUUGCUUUGAUUACAGUUAGAGAUAAAGAUGGAGGGAGGAAUGGCAUGAUAAAAUGCAACAUAGUUGGAUCUGUUUUGUUUAAACUCAAAUCCAACUAUAAAAACGACUAUUCAUUAGUAGUAAAUGCACCGCUGGACAGAGAAAACACUUCUCUUCACAAUAUAAGUGUUAGAGCGAUAGAUGAAGGUAGUCCACCUCUGUCCAGCAUUCUGGUCAUUAGUGUUGAUGUUUCUGAUGUAAAUGAUAACGCACCUCGAUUUAUGGAGUCCAUAAUCAACGUUUAUAUAAAAGAAAAUAUCCCAGUGGGCUCAGUUAUUAACAGAAUAACUGCAUUCGAUCCAGAUCAAGAUGCUAAUGCAAAAGUUAGCUACAAAUUGCUAGACAGUUCUUCAAGAAAUAUUCCCAUUUCAUCUUUUUUUAAUAUCAACUCAGAGACUGGAGAUAUAGUUAUUCUGCAAUUUUUAAACUAUGAAGAGACAAAGAUGUUCCCCUUCAAAGUUCAAGCCACAGACACUGGUGUUCCUCCACUCAGUAGCAACGUGACUGUCAACGUUUUUAUUCUUGAUGAGAAUGACAACAGUCCUGUGAUUCUAGCACCAUAUUCUGAGCAUGGAUCAGCUUACACUGAGACCAUCCCCUACACUGCUGAAGCUGGAUACUUUGUGGCCAAGAUCAGGGCUGUGGAUGCAGACUCUGGAUACAAUGCGCUGCUUUCGUAUCAUCUGACUGAGCCCAAAGGAAACAAUCUGUUCAGGAUCGGAACCAGCACCGGAGAAAUCAGGACUAAGAGGAGAAUGAGUGACAAUGACCUGAAAUCUCACCCCUUGGUGAUUUUGGUUUCCGAUGAUGGAGAUCCUUCUCUGUCAACUACCAUGUCUAUUGAUGUGGUUGUGAUUGAAAACACAGCUGACAUCCAGACUCAGUUAAGAAAUGUACCUUUAAAAGAGGACAACUUCACGGAUUUGAAUUUGUAUCUGCUGAUCGCAAUUGUGUCGGUGUCAGUGAUCUUUCUGCUGAGUCUCAUCAGUUUAAUAGCUGUGAGAUGCCACAGAACUGAUGGCGAUUUUAGGAGGUACAGUCCCCCGAUGAUCACCACCAACCCUGAUGGGAGCUGGUCUUAUUCUAAAGCUACUCAGCAGUAUGACGUUUGCUUUAGUUCGGACACACUGAAGAGUGACGUGGUGGUGUUUCCCGCCUCGUUUCCACCUGUAGAUGGUGAACUGAUCAGUAUUAAUGGAGGAGACACUUUUACUCGGACUCAGACUUUACCCAGCAAAGAGAAGGUACGUGAUUUUGAAUAUAAUUUGAAGAUUCAAAAAGUACAUAAAAUGUAA